CAAAAUUACUUUAGUCAGAGAGAAGAAAGAAACUGACCGGCGUUUCUCAUUGUCCUGCGCAGCCUUUUUCCUUUUCUCUCAAGACGACCACCACCACGAGGAUCAUCAUCCUUUUCUUCUUCUUCCUUCAUCAUCCAUAAUAAUUAAAAGCCUCCUUCUCCUUUUCUUUUCAAUGGACUAAAUUAUUUUUUCUCUUUCCUCCUUUGAUGCCAUCCCCUUUUUUUUUCUUCUUCUAAUUGCUUUUUGCGUAGUGAGUUUAGUUAUGGCCAAGAAUGAAGAAGGAACUAGUAGUCCGAGCUGGGGAGCUUCUUUUUUCAUGCCAACAUCAGAAGAUGUUGCGACCGCUUUUGCUGCUGCCGCCUCUGCCAUAAACCCUCCAAGGCCUUCUGUUGUCUUUUCUUCCAAAGAUGAAAGCGGUGAUAGCCCUCUCGAGAGACUGCAGAGACAGGUCUCCAAAGCGGUUAGAAACUUUUAUGAAACUCCUAAAACGAAAAGUACAGUGUACAAUCCUGAGGUUUUGACCAGCCAGAAGCGUCAGUGGGCGAAAUAUCAUGUCCAAUAUUUGGAUCAUAAACCAUUAAAGGAUCCCUCAAGGCUUUUUGAAAGUGUUGUCGUGGUUGGACUUCAUCCUAAUUGUGAUAUUCAAGCACUUGAAAGCCAGUACAUUGCACGUAAAUCCGAAAGCUCUACCGGUAGAUUUCGAAGUGCACUUCAAGCCUCUCAAAAUCAUUCCCGUGUAGAACCCACUCUCGAACCUCAGGUCUUACUGGUGUACCCUCCGGACAAGGAACCUCCAAUUAAAUAUAAGGAUCUUAAUUCAUUCUGCUUCCCUGGAGGCAUUGAGGUCCAUGCUGUUGAGAGAACCCCUUCCAUGAGCGAGUUGAAUGAGAUCAUUCUCAGUCAGGAACAUCUUAGGCCUAGUGACCUUUCAUUUGUAUUUAGGUUACAGGUUGCUGAUAAUUCGACUCUAUAUGGAUGUUGCAUACUAGUGGAAGAAAUAGUGAACAAACCGUCCAGAUUGCUUUCCACGGUUUUGGACGAACAACCUGCUUGCUCAUCAUUAAGUCGCUAUGUUAUGACAACUCGCAGAUGCUAUUGCAUCCUUACCAGGCUGCCAUUUUUUGAAUUGCAUUUCGGUGUAUUAAAUAGCAUCUUCUUGGAAGAAAGACUGGAGCAUUUGAUGAGUGGCAUUAGUUGUGCAUCUUUAGAACCCCCAACAGAUGUCAACUUUGGAGAAGAAAGCUUAAAUGACUUAACACUCAGACAAAGAGACACAAAAGAACAAUCCGGUGAAGCUGAAGAAAUUUCAGAUAAUGGGACCUGUGAUGAGACUCGGAAACUUGAGAUAGUUGCAGAAAGGAUGGGGAUGUGUUUUCCAGAAAGUAACAACCACGUGGCCGAUGCAGAUGAUUCCUCGCCAAUUAUCAAGCAAGACCGAGAAAGCUGCCUAUCAAAUCCAGGACCUAUUCGUCGAUGCGCUUAUUUUGAUGAGGCUGCGCCUUGCGAGAUGAGGCAUUUUAGGACCAAUGCAAAUGACACAGAGACAAAUGAAGCAUCCUUUUCUGGUCAAAAAGAUGCAAGCAGUAAUCUUGAUAUCCUUGAGUGGGCAAAGUCCAAAAAGAAUGGGUCGUUGCAGAUUCUAUGUGAGUAUUACCAAUCAAAAUGCCCUGGAAGAGGCUCAACUAUUACAUUUCAUCCUUUGGAGCAUCUUCAUCCAGUCAAAUAUUAUAGACCCGACGAAGCAACUUUGCAUACUCCCGGAUCAGCAAUUGACCUAAGAUCCUGCAGCACUAGUCUGGAAUUCGCAGAGGCACACACUGCGCUCAUGGCUGAGGAAGAAGCAGCUACACUAUCAACAUGGGCUGUCGCUUCCCUAUGUGGAUCACUGCGGCUUGACAACGUUUUGCUUAUCUUAGCAGGAGCACUGCUGGAGAAACAGAUUGUAUUUGUUUGCUCCAACUUGGGAACCUUAGCUGCAUCAGUUCUAUCGAUUAUCCCUAUAAUCCGUCCCUUUCGGUGGCAGAGCCUUUUAAUGCCGGUUUUGCCAGAUGAAAUGCUGGAGUUUUUGGAUGCUCCAGUUCCUUAUAUUGUUGGGGUAAAGAACAAAACAAGCGAAGUUCAGUCGAAACUAACAAAUGUUAUCGUCGUGGAUGUUAUUAAGAACCAGGUUAAGUCACCAAGUGUUCCUCAGCUGCCUCAGUAUCGUGACUUAUAUAAUGCGCUGAGUCCUUAUCACUCGAAGCUCGUUGGAGAGAGCUAUCUCGCAAAGAAAAGACCAGUAUAUGAAUGUACUGAUGUGCAGGUGGAAGCUGCAAAAGGCUUCCUGGAUGUCCUAAGGUUGUACCUGGAUUCACUUUGCUCUAAUCUGCAGUCUCACACUAUAACAAAUGUGCAAUCCAACAAUGAUAAGGUAUCACUUCUUCUAAAGGAAAGUUUCAUUGACUCGUUUCCUACUCGUCAUCGCCCGUUCAUGAAGCUAUUCUUGGAUACACAACUCUUCUCUGUACAUACAGAUCUUGUUCUUUCCUUUAUCCAGAAGCUAUAAGAAUCUCUACAUGUAUAAUUAAAAGCAUGUCUUGUUGGUGAGAUAAGUGCCAUCAAUUCUGUGUUAUUUGUAACUUGUUUGACAAGUGUAUAUGGGAGAAAAGACUUCCCUAUACGAGGAUUUGACUCUUAAUAGUAAACAAAAGUUUUAUUUGUGCUACUAUGUGUUUUCACGGGAGUUAUUAAUAUGUGUCUGA
Messenger RNA from Eruca vesicaria subsp. sativa (arugula), 2741 nucleotides. The record is from the annotation of a GenBank genome assembly. NCBI's taxonomy places the organism in Eukaryota, Viridiplantae, Streptophyta, Magnoliopsida, Brassicales, Brassicaceae.